Molecule: messenger RNA, 469 nt
Organism: Vicia villosa (hairy vetch)
Lineage: Eukaryota; Viridiplantae; Streptophyta; Magnoliopsida; Fabales; Fabaceae
Product: aldehyde dehydrogenase family 7 member A1-like
Exons: 3
Coding region: 25-315 (96 amino acids)
Molecular function (GO): aldehyde dehydrogenase (NAD+) activity
Source: RefSeq, a predicted model, not a curated record
AUUUACAUUGUAAAUGUCUUUAAAAUGCAAAACGAUUUCAUAUGUCAAUUUUGCUUUAUGAUUUUUCUCUUCACAUCCAUGGAAACAUUUGUAAUUCUUUCAUAUUAUUUGUUACAGGAAAUUAUUGAUAUGUGUGAUUAUUCUGUUGGGCUGAGCCGACAAUUGAAGGGAUCAAUUAUCCCAUCAGAACGUCCAGAGCAUAUGAUGUUUGAGGUAUGGAACCCCCUGGGAACCGUAGGUGUAAUCACUGCUUUCAAUUUUCCAUGUGCUGUACUAGGUAUGCUUUUUGUUUUCCUAUCUCAAUACUCACAUUAAUAAACUUCUGGUCAUGUAUUCCAAACUUCAAGAAAACUACUUUGCAUAUUCUAAUGAUUAAAAUGUUAUGUACAUACCCUGAUCAUUUCUGUUUUGUCUUAGGAUGAAAUGCUUGCAUUGCACUAGAAACUAAAAUUGUUACAGCGUAAUAAGA